UCUAGCUUCUUGCUGUCCUAAAAUCCAGGAAACUACAAUAUAGGAAAAAAGAAAAAGAAAAAGGGGAAGAUUACAAAAUCAUUAUACUCGAAGAAGAAACCCUUGCGCUGCGUGGGCGGAUCAAUUGGGAGAUCUGGAAACGCUGAAGGAAAAUCUUUCCGGGAAAAUAUUAUCCAGUUGAUCCAAACACGCCACACAUUCUUCUAUUGAAGCGAGAAGCGUAGAGAGAAGAAGAUAGAGAAAGAUGAAUAUAUUCAGAUUAGCAGGGGAUAUGACCCAUUUGGCUAGCGUUCUGGUUUUGCUCCUCAAGAUCCACACUAUCAAAUCCUGUGCCGGUGUUUCCUUGAAGACUCAAGAACUCUAUGCUCUUGUUUUUGCAACCCGCUAUUUGGAUAUCUUUUUCAACUUCAUCUCGUUUUAUAAUACCAUAAUGAAGUUAAUAUUUUUGGGUAGCUCUUUCUCAAUUGUUUGGUACAUACGGCGCCACAGGAUUGUUCGGAGAUCAUAUGAUAAGGACCAAGACACAUUUCGCCAUUUAUUUCUCCUGCUCCCCUGCCUGCUUUUGGCUCUGGUUAUAAAUGAGAGGUUCACUUUUAAAGAGGUGCUGUGGACAUUUUCUUUAUAUUUGGAAGCAGUCGCCAUACUUCCUCAGCUGGUGCUGUUGCAAAGGACAAGAAAUAUUGACAACUUAACAGGGCAAUAUGUUUUCCUCCUUGGUGCAUAUCGAGCAUUAUACAUUUUGAACUGGAUCUACCGCUACUUUACUGAGGAACACUAUGUCCAUUGGAUCACUUGGAUAGCAGGGACUAUCCAGACUUUGCUCUAUGGUGAUUUCUUCUACUAUUACUUCCAGAGCUGGAAGAACAAUGUAAGGCUCGAGCUGCCAGCUUGAAAAUGUCGUUUACUUGUCCACUGCCUGCUAAAUGUUGCAAUAGGAUACUUGAAUCUGUGGUAGUUUGUAGAUGUUUCUCAUUUCUUUUUAACCUUUCUUUUAUAAUUUUUUUCCCCUUGAAUCCGUGGUAGUAUUUGUUCGGCCACGGGAAACAUCUGACUGUCUUAUUAAGCGGGGAUUGGACUCAUAAAACCAUGUUACUGUCAGUUUGUAGCACAUCACAUACUAUCUCUCCAUCAAACAGUUUGUACGGAAAGUAUUUCCAAAAUGAAAAUGUUGUAUUCCAAUUCUUUA
Messenger RNA from Prunus avium (sweet cherry), 1186 nucleotides. RefSeq names its product ER lumen protein-retaining receptor. NCBI's taxonomy places the organism in Eukaryota, Viridiplantae, Streptophyta, Magnoliopsida, Rosales, Rosaceae. The record is from RefSeq and is a predicted model, not a curated record. Gene Ontology annotation, biological process: protein retention in ER lumen. Gene Ontology annotation, molecular function: ER lumen protein retrieval receptor activity. Gene Ontology annotation, cellular component: membrane.